Messenger RNA from Cuscuta europaea, 2051 nucleotides. The record is from the annotation of a GenBank genome assembly. Lineage: Eukaryota; Viridiplantae; Streptophyta; Magnoliopsida; Solanales; Convolvulaceae.
GUUCAACUAUAUCCGUUGAUAUUUGACCCCAUCGGUAAUAUGUAUUCGUCUUCCUCAUCCAGCCUUCAUUUAGCCAAGAACGUAGAAGUUACAGAAAGCAAUAAUGGCUUCCAGUGCAAUGAUGAUGAGCUGCGGCGGUGUACCCGCUGUUUGCUCCUCACUUCUCUCUUCUUCCAAGUCCAAAUUCGCCUCCUCCCUGCCGUUGACCGGAAUCCCUGCAAAUGUGACCACCGCCAGGGCCACCAUGUCCGCUGACUGGAUGCCCGGCCAGCCCCGCCCACCCUACCUCGAUGGAUCUGCGCCUGGAGACUAUGGGUUCGACCCACUUGGACUAGGGGAGGUGCCGGGAAUCCUUGAGAGAUACAAGGAAUCUGAACUUAUCCAUUGCAGAUGGGCUAUGCUUGCUGUGCCUGGUAUGAUAAUCCCAGAGGCAAUGGGGUUGGGGAAUUGGGUGAAGGCACAAGAGUGGGCAGCAAUUCCAGGAGGGCAGGGGACAUACCUAGGGCAGCCCGUCCCGUGGGGCACCCUCCCCACCAUCCUCGUCAUCGAGUUUCUCGCCAUUGCAUUUGUAGAGCACCAAAGAAGCAUGGAGAAAGACGCGGAGAAGAAGAAGUACCCCGGUGGAGCUUUCGAUCCCUUAGGCUACUCCAAGCAGGAUCCUGCAAAGUUCCAUGAGCUCAAGGUCAAGGAAAUCAAGAACGGACGGCUAGCAUUGUUGGCAUUUGUAGGAAUAUGCGUUCAACAGUCGGCGUACCCGGGAACAGGACCGCUGGAGAACUUGGCAGCUCACUUAGCUGAUCCAUGGCACACCAACAUCGGAGACAUAAUUAUCCCUCCUACUGUGUUCCCUUAGAUAAAAACAAAGUUACAGGCGUAAUAAAUUUACUUGUGAUCUUAUUUGAUUAUGAAUUUAAAGGUGAUCGAUGGAUCAGAUGGUGUAAAUCUCCCGUGAAAGGGUUAACUAUGUAUUGGCAUCCAGUUGAGUUUUACUUAUGCAUCAUCAUUAUUCAUUAGUGUAAUGCCAGGCAAUGCUGAGUGGGCAUUUUGGUGAAACAUAUCUGGUACAUGUAAAUAUGUAAUCGUCACUUGAUGUGUCAUAUAAUGAUGACUAAUGGCAUCCAAUGUAGUUUUACUUGUGCAUCAUUCCACCUCUAAUGUAAUUAUAUGGUAAUGUUAAGCUUGUGCUAUGUAAGGAGUACUUAAGGUAAUGUAGGGUUUUGAGAGUUCUUGGCCGAGUUUCUCAGAGUUACAUCGGAGAGAAGGAUUCGAUUUCUUGUACUUAUAAAUGAUAUGGCAAUAACUUGCCGGAAUUAAGGGGGCUAUGGAAAUUUGGUGCUGCUGCACAGGCUAUCGUUGGAUGGUUGGCUUCUUAGUCCUAGGAGUUUGGGAAUAAUAUUGGCCGUUUUGAACGUUUGGAUGAGAAUUAAGAACACGUUUGGUGGAUCUUUGAAGGGUUUGUGAGGAUUUGCAUAUCCUGAUAUCCCUUAAUAUUGAGAAACCCUUAUAAUGCAGGUUUAAAGUCCACAAUAAAGGAGGUGAUUGGUUCUGGGUGAACUUUGAUCCGAGAUAUUAAAUAUAUUUAUAUGUGUGGAUUAGUGUUUGGAUGAAGCAGAUCUGAGGAGAGGCAAAGCAAUGAGGGCAAUAAAAGGAUAGUGCAUGAUAGAUGAGGAGCUGGGGGAGAUGGGGUGAGUUGGUGAUGACGAGAUCACGAGACAUGUGUGGAUAAAGAAUGGGGAAUGUUGAAAGAUUUCUGUUGUCGUAAAAGUCCAACACAAUUACACAACAGAGUUGAGAUCAUUGAGUAGAGAUGAUUCUAACCCGAAGUUCUCCAACGUAGGGUGGACCCGGACCGAUUCAGACUCGGUCCGUGAUCGACCAGUCGCCCGGAAAAAAUAUAAGGACCGGGACCGGCCCGCCAUAUUCCAUGCAGAUUAUAGUCCGGUCUGAUUCCUCCCUUUUUAUUUUUCUAAAAUCAUUUUUUCAAAGUGUAAAAAUGUAAAGACAAAAGAUUAUUCGAAUUAUUUAAAUUGGAUUUCAAUAGCAAGUGUUCC